Molecule: messenger RNA, 270 nt
Organism: Sphenostylis stenocarpa
Lineage: Eukaryota; Viridiplantae; Streptophyta; Magnoliopsida; Fabales; Fabaceae
Source: the annotation of a GenBank genome assembly
AUGAGAUGUUCUGGCUCAGUGUGGCCCCAAGUCACAGCGUGGGGACACACACUUGGAUUUGGGGUAAGAGAAUAUCACAAAACCAAACCCUCCCGUGUCCCUGCAUCUUCCCUUUGCCCUUUCCUCCUACCUUUGUCUCCUCCUCCCCCAUUCAUGCUUCUGCUGGGAGAAAAGGAGAAAAACUUGUGGGUACGAGUGUUGGGUGAAGCUAACUUGGACAAUUAUCGCAAAGGAAACGAAAUAAUUGUAAUUGACUUGCUCGGCGAUUGA